This is a messenger RNA of Cynoglossus semilaevis (tongue sole), 3393 nucleotides long. RefSeq lists its product as uncharacterized. Lineage: Eukaryota; Metazoa; Chordata; Actinopteri; Pleuronectiformes; Cynoglossidae. Gene Ontology annotation, molecular function: transmembrane signaling receptor activity. The coding region runs from base 613 to 2289 and encodes 558 amino acids. Gene Ontology annotation, cellular component: external side of plasma membrane. The record is from RefSeq and is a predicted model, not a curated record. Gene Ontology annotation, biological process: immune response; cell surface receptor signaling pathway. The transcript has 10 exons.
GAACAUUUUUAUCCGAUAACUAGCCAAAUGUAAGCCAAAUGUUAUGAAACAUCAUGUUUGUCUGCGCCUAUAAAGAGGAUCAGCAUGUAUCAGAAGGUGGGAAAUGUUGGUCAAUGUUUAGAUGAGAUUCCUUGUUGUCCCUCAUUUGUAGACAAGUCUUUCUACAAUACAACUGGUGACCCUGACGUGAUUGCUUGGGUCUGCGGUCCAGUGGGGUGGACCAGCUGUGCAAAGUGUGCAACAAGGUUACAAAUAAAAACUUUCUUCAUUAAUCCCGGUUGAGGAAGUUGCUUCCAAGCAAGUCGGCAACAGAAACCAUCUAAGUUAAAGGUUUCCAUUCAAGUUUGGCUCCAUUUCACACGUAACUCUAGCUCUUAGUACUGUUGUUCCUGUACCUUAUCUGGCUUCUGUCACCGACUCCCUGUGAGCAACCCGCUCACAAAGAAUAAAUGAUCAGGCUGGUCAUCAGUGUGGGUCACUUCUUCUUCUCACCUCAGUUGGACCAAUGCCUUGUGUUUGAAUGAUGAUGAUGAUGAUGAUGACUAUGCGACUGCUGCUGGUAGCAGCAUUUGUGAACCUGGCAAGAUGUCAAAGGCUGCAAGGUAAUUUUUAAUGUUCCCGGAACUCCAUGAAGUCUUCAGUGGAGAUUUACUUUACUUGACCUGUUCGCCCGAUGCAAAUACUUUUAUUAAAUGGUACUUUAAUGGUAAAGAACAGCCCCAGAAUGGAACAUGGAAAAUUUCAGCCGCUUCACAUACCCACUCUGGGGACUAUGAGUGUGAGCACAACGGGCAAAAAAGCGAAAUUCGGUCAAUCAAAGUCUUGGGAUCUAGCCCCAUGGCCUCACUCACCAUCGCCACAGGCCAGCCGGUUAUGAUGACUGGACAAUCAGUUGUGCUGCAGCUGGAAACUGAGGAAAGUCUGAUGGAUUGGGAGUGUAAGGUCUACAGGAGAGAAAAAAAAGAGAUGAAGACCAUCAAAGUCCGACACAACAACAACACAGUGAUCUUUCAACCUAAAGCUCUGACUGUGCCCGAGACAAUCUUCUGGUGCAUCAGCAGAUCUAAUCAUGGGAGGAGCAACCAAGUCGUAGUCAGAACCUCAGAUAAGGAAGUGUCUCUGGAAAUGUAUCCGCUGCCUGCUGUGGUUGGAGAGAAUGUGAUUCUCCGGUGCCUUGUCUGGGGCACAGACCAAAUCAGCAAUACCGUUUUCUAUAAAAAUAAAGCUGUUAUCUCCAACACGCACAGUUCACAACACGUAAUCACUAAUGUGACGGAAUCAAGCCUGGGAAAAUAUAAAUGUCAAGUCAUCUACACACACGUAGCCCGCACCGGUGGACCUCCUUAUAUUAAAACCUCUGACCCUCAAGAACUGUUAUUCGAAGAACAUCCUGUCAAAGCUGUUGUGUAUGAAAACCAGAGCCUGUCAUGUUAUUGUCCACUGUGUCCCACUGGUCACAUCUACAAAUGGUACAACAAGAAUGGUCAGCGAUGGAAACGUCUGGGUAUGACACCAGAAUCUAGCGGCACUUAUGCAUGUCGAGGUGUUUGGAAGACGGGAAGGUCCUUUCUCAGCAGCUCCUACGUCUACAGCAAAAGCCACAACAAUUUGAACAUUGUGCUCAUCGUCUGUGGCAUUCUUUGCGGCAUCCUGAUAAUUGGAGUAGUUUUGUAUCACCAUUGGAAGACGAACAGACAGGACCAUCCAGGACCAGAAUACGAGGAAGUGGGUCUAAGAAUUGUAGAAGCUGGCGAAAACAAAUACGAGGCUCUGCAGAGGAAAACAGGCGACAAACAGCAAGCAGAGUACGACAUCCUCACCCCAACAGGAAGUGAGAAGAGAGAGGGCAGCAAUCAAAGCCCGAAAGAAGAUGAGAACAAAUACCAGGCACUGCAGAGGAAAACAGGUGACAAACAGCAAGCAGAGUACGACAUCCUCACCCCAACAGGUAGUGAGAAGAGAGAGGGCAGCAAUCAAAGCCCGAAAGAAGAUGAGAACAAAUACCAGGCACUGCAGAGGAAAACAGGUGACAAACAGCAAGCAGAGUACGACAUCCUCACCCCAACAGGUAGUGAGAAGAGAGAGGGCAGCAAUCAAAGCCCGAAAGAAGAUGAGAACAAAUACCAGGCACUGCAGAGGAAAACAGGUGACAAACAGCAAGCAGAGUACGACAUCCUCACCCCAACGAGUAGUGAGAAGAGAGAAGGAGACUACCAAAGCCUGAACACAGAAGAAACAGCAGCAGGGGUGUAUCACACCAUAGGAUUGGGAGAGAAGAACACUGAAUAGUAAAUGGACAUCCUGCGUAUCCAUGUUUUUAAAAUAAAGGGCUAGAGGAAUAUAUUUAGUGCACCAAAGAUGUCAAAAUAAUUUAGUAGGAUGACCAACUUUCUAAAAACAAAUGGAAUCAAUCCUAGCAGCCCUGAGGCCAGAGUCAAAAAUGGAGAUACACAACCAUAUAGACCCGCGUUCAUACCAUACCAAGUAAUGAAAUCUGCUGUAAGGCAAGACCCGUAACCACUCUGGAUCAAGCCUGGUGAAAACAGCUAGAUUAAAAUAUUUCAUUUUUAUAUUUGCAUAUUUGUAAUAUAAAAUUUUAUAGUGUCAGGACAAGUUUCUUGCUUUUUGUAUUUGCUAUUUGCACCAAAUCACACAUAAAUCACAAAAUUCAGGUUUUUUAAAUAUUGUGGAGUAUUUUUAGGUAUUGGCGGAAAGAAAGCAUCUUUAAUUUUAUUUUUUUUGGGGGGGGGGGGUUGCAGGCUAAUGAAUAUGUUAAUGUUUGGUCGUCAUUUUGUAAAGCUAUUUGUGUUUGUUGGUUAUCUGUGUUUAAGUCAAGCAUUUCAUGAGGCUUAAAGUUUUAAAUGAUUAUAAGAGAAUGUAAAUUAAAUGGUUAAGCCGUGUUUCCUUAAUCAGAUUUUAAGUGCAGUUCUAUUCUUUUUACCAACGUUUGCCUUAGCAAUACAUUUAACCUAACUUGUUUUUGCAUAACAAUAAUUAAUUCUAUAAAUAUAAAUCUAUUUCUAGUCUUUAAUUUGUGUACAUUCGCCUUUUGUAAAUUAAGUGCUUUGAGUAAUAGCCAAAACCAAACGCAAAGAAAGCUAAAUAUACGACAAAACGUACAAUGUAAAAGUAGUGAUAGCUUAUUGAUGCUGCCUAAAACAAAUACUUGCGACUUUAUUACUGAAAUAUUCGAACCACACAUGGUUUCACUGACAACUUACCUAUGAAAAAAGACGUAUAUUGACUCCUAAACAAGGACAAACAAUAUUAAAAUGUUAGCAACAUAAGCUGAAGAAAAAGUCGCAAGUGCAACGAAUCACGUAGGCACCAAAACGAGGAAGUAAAACUCGUAAAAAGUCGGAUUUCAAAAUAAAAGCGGAAGUGUAUAAACAA